AUGUCAAAACUUUCGAAAGCAACUGGAAACAUAUCUGACUAUAAUGAUCAAAUGUUUUUAAUUGUCGAUAAAAAUAAAUUAAAUUAUUCUUAUGUUCUAAUAACGACAGAUGAAAUAUGGACUCGUGCAGCUUUAGCACCGUGUUCUGUACUCAAACUGAUUGCCAGUUAUUUAUUAGUUGUAUAUAUUUUUGGUUUAUUACUUAAUGGUUUUGUAUUACAUUUAUUUUGUAAAGAGAAACAUUUACGUAAUCCAACCAACAUAUAUCUUAUUUGUUUAUGUGCAACUGAUUUUAUUGGUGCUCUAUUGGAAAUACCAUUACCAUUAACAUCAAAUUUUGCAUGCACUGUUUCAUUGAAUAAAUAUUAUAUGAUUGUUAAACCAUUGUCAAGGAAUAUCUUAACAAUGCGUACAACAUUUAUUUCUGUUGCCUUAAGUAUUUUUGGUGGCUUAUUUUGGUCGUUGACGCCGCUAAUCGGUUGGUCUUCUUAUACAUUAGAAGGUGUUUUAACAUCCUGUUCGAUUACAUGGCAAAGUCGAACAGUAAAUGUAAUUAGUUAUAAUAUAUCACUAUUUAUAUUUGGCUAUUUUUUACCAUUAUUGGUUGUAAUUUAUUUGAGUGCAUCGUAUACGCCAGCUGUGCUUAAAAAAUCAGUAUUCAAACCAGAAAUGAUGAUACAACUUGUUCAAUAUGAAUUCAUAACAUCAUUGUGA
Molecule: messenger RNA, 714 nt
Organism: Didymodactylos carnosus
Lineage: Eukaryota; Metazoa; Rotifera; Eurotatoria; Philodinida; Philodinidae
Source: the annotation of a GenBank genome assembly